GCGACGCAGUACCGUCGGAUGAGGAGCGCGAGCACCUGCCAGCGAAGAGGCGUAAGGUGCUGCCUUACGCCUGCGACCCGUCCGCGACGUCGGACAGUAAUGAAACUUCAACGGAGCCAGCAGCGGAGUCCUCGCCAGACGCUCUGCCGCGAAGUGACAGGCGGCGGCUACUCAACACACGCUGGUGCUGCUGCGAAUCCCGGUGUGGCACCAUGUCCACACCAGUGGAAAGUGUGUGCUGCAAGGAGCAGUGCAAGGUCAAAGAGAAGGCUGGGAGCCUUCCCUGCAUCACGGCACACAGGCUCUUCGAGCUGUACUGCCUGGACAGGGAUAUCCUGGACUUAGAGUACAGGAAGCUGAGAGUCUGCCGGCCUCUCAGCACAAGAAACAUAAAGGAGAUAAAUGCUAAGUACAGGUACACGGCAUACUGCCAAUUUGUUUGGUGGAUACACGGAAGGCUCGGAAAGGAGAACCGGGUCACCUUGCCCAGCUGCGUGGUGACCAGGGUCCGCAAAGAGUUCCCCGCCCCGAACCCUGCAGACUACACGGGCUUCAAGCAGUCAAAGUGCUGAGUCUCCGUGCUGGCACCUUGGAUACAGGGGGUCGGCAUGUUCGUGCAAGUCAGCCACGUGUCCCACCAGGGAAGUCCACUUAGGAAGGAUCUCCU
This is a messenger RNA of Ixodes scapularis (black-legged tick), 667 nucleotides long. RefSeq names its product P2X purinoceptor 7-like. NCBI's taxonomy places the organism in Eukaryota, Metazoa, Arthropoda, Arachnida, Ixodida, Ixodidae. The transcript has 4 exons. Bases 213 to 572 code for a protein of 119 amino acids. The record is from RefSeq and is a predicted model, not a curated record.